This is a messenger RNA of Mycosarcoma maydis (corn smut), 2049 nucleotides long. RefSeq lists its product as uncharacterized. Bases 1 to 2049 code for a protein of 682 amino acids. Gene Ontology annotation, cellular component: nucleus. The transcript has a single exon. Gene Ontology annotation, molecular function: DNA-directed DNA polymerase activity; damaged DNA binding. The record is from RefSeq and is a predicted model, not a curated record. Lineage: Eukaryota; Fungi; Basidiomycota; Ustilaginomycetes; Ustilaginales. Gene Ontology annotation, biological process: error-prone translesion synthesis.
AUGAACUUUUUUCGAGAUAGAGACGUCAAUAGCAACGUCUUUGACGAUCCCAACAACGAUCCAACCGCUCCUUCGCCCACAACAUCACCGCGUAAAUCGCACAAGUUCGAUCCGCAACCUCUGAAUGCCGACUCGCCCGACGAUGCUGCUCUCGCCAGCUUGCGAAAGCGUAUGGCCGGCCCGUCUUCCGCCAAGGCAGGUUUAGCAAAAGAUCAGGACGAAAUCAACAGAAUCAUCUACGAGGUCUCCAAAGGUAGCAAAUUCUUCGAGAAUGAGCGCAAAAAGGAUGCUCAGACCACAGAACGCAUCAAUGCCUUGCUGGCGCGUCGAGAUCAGAAGCUGCUUCAAGUCUCUCCCGGAAGCGCCGAGUGGCUGGCCAUCGAACGCAAGAUCGAGGAUAUCGCUACACGCCUCGAAAACAGCCGCGAUCUCUCCCGCACCAUCCUCCACACUGACAUUGACAUGUUUUACGCCGCUGUAGAGCUAGCACGAGACCCUUCACUGAAAGGCAAGUGCUUUGGCGUCGGCUCUGGCGUACUCGUCACUGCAUCCUACGAAGCUCGACGAGGCUAUGGCGUGCGUAGCGGCAUGGCUGUCUUUGUGGCCAAGGCGCUUUGUCCGCAUCUCAUCGUCGUAAAGAAUGACAUGCAGAGCUACGUUCAGGCUAGUCAAAAGGUCAUGGCCAUCUUUGAGCAGUACGACGAAAACUUGGCCAAAGCUUCGCUCGACGAGGCCUACCUUGAUAUCACCGAGUACGUAGAGCAAAACGCAAGUUCGAUCGACCAGGUGGUUCAGCAGCUGCGCAACCAGGUCCGAAGCCACACUCAGCUCACCGUCAGUGUUGGCAUCGCGCCCAAUACCAUGUUGGCCAAAAUCUCGUCCGACAGAAACAAGCCUGACGGUCAGUUUCGUAUACAGCCGGAUCGGAAGGUGAUUGUUGAUUUCAUGCGCAACCUCCCCUGCCGCAAGAUUCCCGGCAUCGGUCGUGUCAACGAACGUAUCCUCGAGAGCCUAGGUGUCACCACCUGUGGAGAGAUCUGGGACAAGCGCGUGGAGCUCUGGCUUUCCUUUGACGGCAAGAUCGAAUGGCUCAUCAAGGCACAUCUUGGUAUCGGCAACACUGUCGUCGAGCCGAGCAAACGUGAGGAGCGCAAGAGUGUUGGACGCGAACACACCUUCAGUCCCACCUCUGACACAAAGGCCUUGCUCGACCUCCUCAAAGAAUCGGCUCAACGAGUCGAGCAAGAUCUGGCGCGGCUGGAUUUCAAGGCCAAAACCAUCACUCUCGUUGCCAAGCGCGAUAACUUUCAGCGCUUUUCGCGCGCGAGAACCUCGACCCGACUGGUGCAUCGCGCCGAAGAGCUCUACGACAUUACCAGCUCAUUGUUGAUGCAAGAGAUUGAACGCGAGGGAGCUAUCUCUCUCCGUCUCAUUGGCGUUCGCGUGACGCAGCUUGUCGAUCUUCGUGGCGCAGCGGCUGGCGAGGAGAGGCUACGCAAACUGCUUCAGGCCAAGACCUCCGAUUCUAAUGCGGAAGGUGAAGAGGGGGCGUCAGCCCGACUGAAGCUGCGCAAGACCACAAAAGAGUGGCAAGAAGAAGAGGAGCGCCAACUUGCGCUUGCCAUCAAGCAGUCGCUCGAAGGCAUUCCAGACCGGUUCAAUGAAGUCGACGACCUCAGCCAGGAUGAUCCAGUUAUCCGAUCUCGGUCUCAGACAUCCACUGCAGGUCGUGUCUCACUACAGCCUUCGACGGAACAAGGUGGCGACUCGAAGACGAUACGUACAUCCAAGCCACAAGGUGACACGGUGCCUAGUAAAGUCCCGCCGCCAUCAAAGGGCGAGGUGCAAUGUCCCGUCUGCGACAAGACAGUGCUUGGUUCGAAUGAUCAGCUCAACGCUCACGUUGAUACCUGCUUAGAUCAGUCAGCCAUCAACACCAUUCCCACUGACUGCGCUUCACGACCUGCACCAUCACACCGGAGUAAUCGUUCCAAUCUGCCGCCCAAGAGGAAGCGCGGACCACUGGACUCGUUUGUUCGUCGAAAAUGA